AUUUAAAAAAUAGGAUCAAGAUGAUAGUUCCUAUAAUAUACAUAGACCACGCACCUCGCAGGCCCACUCCUCUCACUCCCAGCCACCGCUGUACAGCCCACCACCCACUUGCGAAUAUGCAGUCUCUGCCAGAGAAGGCCUCUCAGUGGAGCGGAGUUGACCGAGCCGAGGCAUUUGCCAUUGAUACUACCAACUUGUUUCAGAAACUCGGCCUCCAGACCUUCAUCAACCUCUCCACCAAUUUCUACAACAGGGUAUAUGAUGACGAGGAAGAGUGGUUUAGGUCGAUUUUUGCAAACUCGAAUAAAGAAGAAGCGAUCCAAAAUCAUUACGAGUUCUUUUCGCAGAGAAUGGGAGGACCUCCUCUUUAUUCUAAGAGGAAAGGCCAUCCUGGACUAAUUGGACGCCACAGGCCAUUUCCUGUGACGCACCAAGCUGCAGAGAGGUGGUUGCUUCACAUGCAGAAGGCAUUGGACAGCACCCCUGAUAUUGAUGAAGACUCAAACAUCAAAAUGAUGAAUUUUUUCAAGCAUACUGCAUUCUUUCUAGUGGCUGGUGAUGAGUUGAAGAAUCAAAACCAGCAAAUUCCAUGUAAGCAUGCAGCCAACAAACCAACUUAAUUGUAAGCUUAUUAAAAACGAAUCUUCAUUUGUUAGUGGCAACGCCUGUUAAAGACUAUGGUGGUAUUGAAACUAAAUUUUAUCAUUACUUAAUUAGCUUUAACAAUGCAUGAACUGGGCAUGUCAUUUUAUUUC
Molecule: messenger RNA, 755 nt
Organism: Manihot esculenta (cassava)
Lineage: Eukaryota; Viridiplantae; Streptophyta; Magnoliopsida; Malpighiales; Euphorbiaceae
Product: two-on-two hemoglobin-3
Exons: 4
Coding region: 21-620 (199 amino acids)
Biological process (GO): oxygen transport
Molecular function (GO): oxygen carrier activity; heme binding; oxygen binding
Source: RefSeq, a predicted model, not a curated record